CGUCGAUCAGCUGCAAAAUUGUCGCCCAUACAUCGUGAACCCACUACAGUGAAGGUGAUCGCAAUGUUAACUGACAACUGACGGCGCGUGAGAUAUUGCUGAUACUAUUUGUAAAGCAUCGUACUAACAGAACCCGAACCACAUAUUCCGAUGUCUUGCAUUGCAGGACGCCUUGCACUCCGGUGCUUGUGUAGAACCAAGAACGAUUCAACACACUUGGUGAGACACAUGAGCUUUCUGAGUGAAUUCCAGAAAAGUUUGAAGGAAAAACAUCCGUUUGCGCCAAUACAGUUUGGACCAACAGAUAAUCGGCCUCCCGAUGAAGCAGACAUUGUCAUUAUUGGCGGAGGUCUUGUUGGUUCCAGCAUUGCCUAUUUCUUGAAAAGAAAGAUCGUACGUGGUAUGCGUGUUGUGGUAAUCGAACGAGAUCCAGCGUAUACUAGGGCAUCAUCAGUUUUGUCAGUCGGUGGAAUUCAUCAACAAUUUUCACUGCCAGAAAAUGUCCAGAUGUCCAUGUAUGGUGCAGAGUUUUUGCGUAAUAUCAAAGAGCAUUUGACGGUGGAUGACGCUGACCCUCCAGAUGUCCAGUUCAAUCCCCAAGGUUACCUAUUUCUAGCGACUGAAAAAAGUGCACGACAAAUGAAAGCUAAUUAUGACAUUCAGAGGGAGAAUGGCGCUAAAGUCGAACUCCUGACAGCCACAAAGGUCAAAGAAAAAUUUCCAUGGAUAAAUACAGAUGGAAUAGAACUGGCAAGUUAUGGCACUGAAAAUGAGGGAUGGUUCGAUCCAUGGUGUCUACUUGCUGCCCUUAAACAGAAAGCCAAAUCACUUGGUGUACAGUAUGUCCAUGGUAAUGUCACCGGAUUUACAUUAAGGAAAGACAAGAUACCAAAAGGUGGGCCAUAUGAUCCAUAUUAUGAUAACAGAAUACGAAAUGUUAAGAUUUCAAUGCCAAAUAGUCCGGAAAUGAUACCAUUGUCUGCUGCUGUAGUUAUCAACGCAGCCGGACCUCAAGCAGGUCAUCUUUCAAACUUACUGAAGAUAGGAGAUGGAAAGAAUGAGAUGUCGGUAUCACUUCCUGUUGAGCCGAGGAAACGAUAUGUCUAUGUUUGUUACUGCCCAAGUGGACCUGGUUUGGAUUGUCCACUUGUUGUUGACCCAACUGGAGCGUAUUUCAGAAGAGAAGGACUUGGUGGAAACUAUAUAGCUGGGCUAUCUCCCACUCAGAUUAAAAGUGCAUGGGCUGGUUUCUAUGACUACAACACUGUUGAUCAAAAUGCUAUCAUCGGGGUCCAUCCCAUCAUUUCAAAUUUUUUCUUUGCAAAUGGAUUUUCUGGGCAUGGAAUUCAACAGGCACCAGCCAUAGGCCGAGCUAUGAGUGAACUGUUACUUGAACAGAGCUACAAGACAAUUGAUUUGUCAAGAUUUGGUUUUCAGCGAUUCAUUGACCAACAACUGCUGUAUGAGACAAAUUAUUCUUCUAAUGUGAAAACUGAAGAUGUUAAUGUAUGAUAUUAGUUAGUGCUGUUUAUUCUAAUUAUUUGUACUUUGUUGUAGCAGGAGUAAGCAGGAUAUUCUAUUACUAUUCAAACACAAAUUUACCUGUGUGUGAAUUUUUUGCAUCAACAAUGUGAGAUUUGUUUAAGCUAGUAAUAUAUAAUAAAGAUAUCCCAUCAUGUUUACUUAGUAAAAAA
Molecule: messenger RNA, 1694 nt
Organism: Saccoglossus kowalevskii
Lineage: Eukaryota; Metazoa; Hemichordata; Enteropneusta; Harrimaniidae
Product: FAD-dependent oxidoreductase domain-containing protein 1-like
Biological process (GO): mitochondrial respiratory chain complex I assembly
Cellular component (GO): cytoplasm
Source: RefSeq, a predicted model, not a curated record